AUGGCUGGUGAAAUUCAUGAUAAAAAUGUGCGUAUUUUUAAUGCUAUACAUAUUACCAAUCCCUUUGUUCCUGAUAUGUCUAAGUUAGAGCCCUUUCAUGGGAAACAUUAUAGAAUGUGGUCUAAUGAAAUGGAAUUUUUCUUGGGUCAAAUUGGUGUCGAUUAUUGCUUAUCUACUGAUGCUGCUCCUGAGAAUUAUGUUAGGGAUUUUGUGAAAGAUAAUAAGACUUGUCGUGGGAUGUUACUGCAUUAUAUGACUUUUGCCCUUUAUAUGAUUUAUAGUAAGUCAAAAAAUGCUAAGGAUAUUUGGGAUGGUUUGAAUGCUAAGUAUGGGACUGAUGAUUUUGGGACUAAGAAAUAUGCAUGUAGUCGUUGGUUGAAGUUUUCGAUGAUUGAUGCUAAACCUGUGCUUGAUCAAGUUCAUGAGUAUGAACAUUUAUCUGUUGAUAUUGUCGUUGAGGGUAUGGCUAUUCCUGAUCUUUUCCAAGCCAAUUGCCUACUCGAAAAAUUGCCUUCUUCCUGGGAGAAUUUUUUUCAUUCCUUAAAACAUAGGGAGAAAGACUUUACCCUUCAGGAGUUAGUGUCCCAUAUUAAGAUUGAGGAGCAUAACCGUAUCCAAAUCAAAGGGAAAUUAGUUGAUCAUUAUUCUUCUUCUUCUAAUUUUGUAGAAAAAUAG
Messenger RNA from Beta vulgaris subsp. vulgaris (sugar beet), 675 nucleotides. RefSeq lists its product as uncharacterized. Bases 1 to 675 code for a protein of 224 amino acids. Lineage: Eukaryota; Viridiplantae; Streptophyta; Magnoliopsida; Caryophyllales; Amaranthaceae. The transcript has a single exon. The record is from RefSeq and is a predicted model, not a curated record.